Melopsittacus undulatus (budgerigar) is the source of this 2085-nucleotide messenger RNA. RefSeq names its product solute carrier family 37 member 2 (gene SLC37A2). Gene Ontology annotation, cellular component: endoplasmic reticulum membrane. The coding region runs from base 43 to 1599 and encodes 518 amino acids. The record is from RefSeq and is a predicted model, not a curated record. Gene Ontology annotation, molecular function: glucose 6-phosphate:phosphate antiporter activity. Lineage: Eukaryota; Metazoa; Chordata; Aves; Psittaciformes; Psittaculidae. The transcript is spliced from 18 exons. Gene Ontology annotation, biological process: glucose-6-phosphate transport; phosphate ion transmembrane transport.
GUACAAAACAGCCGCGGGGGCCCCGUCCGCUCCGCUGCAGCCAUGAGGGCAGCGCUGGCCCCCGGCAUCCGCCUGCUGCGAGCCCUGCCCCGGGACAGCCGGUACCGUGGCCUGACGCUGGUGCUGACCUUCCUCUGCUACACCAGCUACCACCUCUCCCGAAAGCCCAUCAGCAUCGUCAAGAGCCAGCUGCACCCCAAUUGCUCUGCUUUGGACCCAAACCCCCACAAUGACUCCAACAGCAGCACAUGGUGCAGUUGGGCACCCUUUGAUGGGGACAACUACAAGGAGCUUUAUGGGGCACUGGAUAAUGCCUUCCUGGUGGCCUAUGCCAUUGGGAUGUUUAUCAGUGGGAUUUUCGGGGAGCGCCUCCCCCUGCGCUAUUACCUGUCGGGGGGGAUGGUGCUGAGUGGGCUCUUCACUGCACUCUUCGGCCUCGGCUACUUCUGGGACAUCCACGUCCUCUGGUACUUCAUUGUCAUGCAGGUCUGCAAUGGGCUGGUGCAGACGACAGGCUGGCCUUCUGUCGUGGCAUGUGUUGGGAAUUGGUUUGGGAAGGGAAAGAGAGGUUUGAUCAUGGGCAUCUGGAACUCGCACACCUCUGUCGGGAAUAUCCUGGGGUCACUCAUCGCUGGUGUCUGGGUUUCCUCUGCCUGGGGCUUAUCCUUCAUCGUGCCCGGCAUCAUCAUCGCUGCUGUGGGCAUCAUCUGCUUCUUCUUCCUUGUGGAGUAUCCUGAGGAUGUUGGCUGCAGUCCACCUCUGCAUCAUAUGGCCUCUGAUGAGGAGGAUGCUGGAGGAGUGACCACCAAUGGGAAGGAUCCUGAAGCAGUCACCUCCAACGAGGGACCACUGAGCACGUCAGGCCAGAGCAGCACAGAUCACCUCCACAGCCCCAAGGAGGCAGCUGAGGAGCCUGAAGCCAUCAGCUUCCUCGGGGCACUCCGGAUACCUGGGGUUGUGGAGUUCUCCCUUUGCCUGCUCUUUGCCAAGCUGGUGAGCUACACCUUCCUCUACUGGCUGCCCCUCUAUAUUGUGAAUGUCGCUCAUUUCAGUGCCAAGGAAGCUGGGGACCUGUCAACCCUCUUUGAUGUCGGAGGCAUUUUAGGGGGCAUCUUUGCUGGCCUCAUCUCCGACUACACGGGGGGCAGAGCCACCACGUGCUGCGUGAUGCUGAUCCUUGCUGCUCCCAUGCUGUUCCUGUAUAACCACGUUGGCCAGAAUGGCAUUGGCACAUCCAUAGCGAUGCUGAUUGUCUGCGGUGCUCUGGUUAACGGGCCCUAUGCGCUCAUCACCACGGCCGUGUCAGCAGACUUGGGAACCCACGAGUCUCUCAAAGGCAACUCCAAAGCCCUUUCUACUGUCACAGCCAUCAUUGAUGGCACAGGAUCCAUAGGUGCUGCACUAGGGCCGCUGCUCGCAGGGCUCAUCUCCCCCACAGGCUGGAAUAACGUGUUCUACAUGCUGAUAGCAGCGGAUGUCUUGGCUUGCCUGCUCCUCACUCGUGUGGUGGUCAAAGAGGUCCGCGGGUGGUGUGGAUACAUGGCAAGGAAGAGAGGCUCUAGUGUGCAGCUGACAGAGUCAGUGCUGGAUGGGAAGUAACUCGGUGUGAGUAUUUCUGCUCAAGCCCCGAGGAUUAAAUGCAAACUCAAGCCUGAUUUGCCCUGCUCUCGAGUUCUGCUUGGCAGGCUCAGCCUCCAACAGCCGCUCUGCUGAUAAUCAAAGGGUUGAGAUCAGGAUUUGGGAGCCAAAUGGUGAUGGCCAUGGAAGAGAGGGUGGAUGGAUGGGGUGGGGGGCAGCGUGUCCUUGUCUCCGGCUGACAAGAUGUUAGCCAUGGUGCCUGAUUGAUUGGCAUUGAUUAAACACACUUGAAACAGCCAAAUCUAUAGGCUGCCUUGCCCACCCAAGCUAAUGAGCUUGAUUACACACAGCCUGGGCUUGCUAAUCAAAGCCAUGACCAAAUCACUGCAGCGAGGGUAUAAAUACCUCCAAAUCAGCACUGCCCUGCCUCUGAUUGCCACGGGAGCCCCAAGCACUUCCAGUCACCAGGCCCUGCACUCCCUAUGAACCUCUGGUCCUUAUGUCUUG